GCGCGGGGCGCCUCGUGUCGCAGGACGCAGGUUAACAACAAUCGCGAGACGCGGUUGGCACGGCCGUGAGUGUGGCUAAGAUUGCGUUCGCAUUCACGCUUUACUAUUUAUAACCGUCUUUGUGCAGCAAACCGUGCGUUUGAUCCACGACGAUGAGCGCCGAGGAAGAAGUGUUGCGUAUCCAGAAAAAGCUCAACAAAAUGUCGAGUGGUGACGGGAUGGGUCAAGAACAGGCUUUGGAAUUACUUAAGAUACUUCAAAAAUUACCCGUUGACUUGGAGCUUUUGACUAAGACACGUAUUGGAAUGACUGUGAAUGCCUUGAGAAAAUCAAGUAGGGAUGAGGAAGUUAUUUCUUUAUCGAAGACUCUUAUUAAGAACUGGAAAAAGUUUUUAUCUGGAUCAAAUAAAGAGAAAGACUCAACGUCGUCAAGUAGUUCAAAAAAGAAGGAUGAGAAGACAGAUAAAGCAAAGGAAGAGAGUGAUCAUAAGAAAGAAAAAGAUAUUAUGGAUGUCGAUGUAAAAGUGAAGGAAGAAAAACCUUUCAAAGAUAUUCAAAGGAAACAGUCGUCCUUCCCUGCUCCUACCACAACAGAUGCAGUCAGAUUAAAAUGUAGAGAACUACUAGCGGCAGCUUUACAUGUUGAUGGGAAAGUUAUCGAUGGUUGUGCCAGUCCAGAAGAGUUAGCAGAAGAAUUGGAAGAUGCAAUCUAUGCAGAAUUUAAAAAUACUGAUAACAGAUACAAAAAUAGGGUGCGCAGCAGAGUUGCCAAUUUGCGUGAUGUGAAGAAUCCUAAUCUCCGGACGAACUUUUUGGUAGGUGCGAUCACGCCUGCUAGGUUAGCGGUAAUGACGGCAGAAGAAAUGGCAAGCGACGAGAUUAAGCAACUACGUGAGCAAUUCAAGAAAGAGGCCAUCAAUGAUGCACAACUUGCCACUGUGCAAGGAACCAAAACCGACUUGCUCAAAUGUGGUAAAUGCAAGAAGUGCAACUGCACGUAUAACCAGGUGCAAACGCGUUCAGCCGACGAACCGAUGACUACUUUCGUGUUGUGCAAUGAGUGUGGAAAUCGAUGGAAGUUCUGCUAAGCUAUUGUUUCUUGAUCUAUACUAUGUCGUGACAAAAUGUAUAUUUUAAUCAGCUUGAAAUUUAAUA
Messenger RNA from Mycetomoellerius zeteki, 1155 nucleotides. RefSeq names its product RNA polymerase II elongation factor (gene TfIIS). The transcript has 4 exons. Gene Ontology annotation, cellular component: nucleus. Gene Ontology annotation, biological process: DNA-templated transcription; transcription elongation by RNA polymerase II. The record is from RefSeq and is a predicted model, not a curated record. The coding region runs from base 153 to 1088 and encodes 311 amino acids. Lineage: Eukaryota; Metazoa; Arthropoda; Insecta; Hymenoptera; Formicidae. Gene Ontology annotation, molecular function: nucleic acid binding; zinc ion binding.